This is a messenger RNA of Paraphaeosphaeria sporulosa, 662 nucleotides long. RefSeq lists its product as uncharacterized. The coding region runs from base 75 to 662 and encodes 195 amino acids. The transcript has a single exon. Lineage: Eukaryota; Fungi; Ascomycota; Dothideomycetes; Pleosporales; Didymosphaeriaceae. The record is from RefSeq and is a predicted model, not a curated record.
CAGCCACUCACCGGUAUACACCUACUCUCAACCCCCGAAAAAAAGGCUAUACAGCACUUCUUCAAGCCAACAACAUGUAUCUUGUUGUUAUCAUCGGCAUCAACGGAAGACAGGGCUCCUCAGUCGCCGAGGCAUUCAUGGACGUACCUGGUGCUCGAAUCCGCGGAUUGACAUCUUCUCCAAAAUGUGCCGCAAGCGAACGUUGGAAACAGAUGGGUGUCGAGAUACGGGAGGAGACGUUUGGCGACAUGGAGCACAUCAAAAAGAGUUUCGAAGGAGCGACCUUCAUAUUCGCAAUGACAAGCUACCACCAGUUACUCCAAGACCGGCGAUCAAAAUUGGCAUGCGAGGUGGGAUCUGUCUUCAGCGUGUAUGAUUUCGCCAUGCGCCGCGAGGAUAAUGUGGGACGCAUGCUGCUCGACGCAGCGGCGGCCACUCCAGGACUACAAAGGUUAGUGAUGUCCACACUUCCAGUUGUCAACCCUGGCAACAAAUAUGCGUCGCAUACAGCUGGGGCUACCUACCACGCCAAACGACACCACAUUCGCUACAUGGCGAGCUGCCUGCCGGCUUUGGCGGCUAAGACGAUCUUGGUGAAGCCGUGCAUGCGUAUGGAAGAUUACCGAGCGACGCUGCGAAUGGUCAGUUCAGCUUGUGUAUGA